GUGACAUUUUUCAAUUAUCAUGUACUUCUUCCUUGGGCAAUUUCAACCUGUAUGUAGAAAUAAGCAAGACACAAGCUUCAAUUUUAAUGGUGACAAGCAUAGUUCUUCAUAUCGUGUUGAAUUUGGAAUCAUGUUGAGAGGUCAGCGACGUAUACGACUUGGGCAUUAAAAUUGCAGUAGGGACCUGAGGUGACCAUGGCGCCAGGAAAUGUUGAACCUCAAGCUGAACCGUGUUUGCCUCACUUACAACGUGGCACUCCAAAACUCCCACUCAGCACACUCCAAGCUCCAUGACGAAGUCGCUCAAUUAAUGUUGGGCAGCGGCUUGGUAAUCAAGUCCACCAUGACCGCCAUCGCACAGAUCUUGACUUACGCAAGGAUCCAGUGGUAGCGGAGAUCGAUGUGUCAAGAUCGUUAAGACGUGUUGUCUUCGGCGAUGUGUAGAGCUGCUUGGUUGUCUUUGUAUCACCUCGCCAGUAUCAAACCCCAACUGUUAAGCGCUGGAGUACGCCUGUAAUUUGCUUAAUCGACGUCCUUCCUCCGAUAACCUUGGACAAAAAUCGGUUUUGAAUGUACGCUACAGUU
Messenger RNA from Plasmopara halstedii, 585 nucleotides. RefSeq lists its product as uncharacterized. The transcript has a single exon. NCBI's taxonomy places the organism in Eukaryota, Oomycota, Peronosporomycetes, Peronosporales, Peronosporaceae. The record is from RefSeq and is a predicted model, not a curated record. Bases 209 to 391 code for a protein of 60 amino acids.